Molecule: messenger RNA, 1269 nt
Organism: Colletotrichum phormii
Lineage: Eukaryota; Fungi; Ascomycota; Sordariomycetes; Glomerellales; Glomerellaceae
Product: SH3 domain-containing protein
Exons: 2
Coding region: 1-1269 (422 amino acids)
Biological process (GO): endocytosis; actin cortical patch localization; plasma membrane tubulation
Cellular component (GO): medial cortex; actin cortical patch; mating projection tip
Molecular function (GO): lipid binding; protein binding
Source: RefSeq, a predicted model, not a curated record
AUGGCCACUAGCCAGUGGGCUAUGGUGAAGGAGUACGAGGGCUUGUACGACCCAAUUGUUGGUGCCUCGGAGGGACAUGGCCGCCCCAGCGUCACGACUCCCCAAAUGCAGCUCGAUCGCACCUUCAAGCUUAGCGGCGCCUACUCCGAUCUCAAGGACGAACUGAUCGAAGAAGUGACGGCCAUCGACAAGCAGGUCAUUGGCCCUGCCACCGAGGCCCAUGAAUACAUUCAGCCCCUUCGCAAGACUAUCAAGCAGCGGGAGAACAAGAGAUUAGACUAUGAGAAGGCCCAGGAAAAGGUCAAGAAGCUCCAGAAGAAGCCUGGCAAGACGCCCAAGGAAGACGCUGCCCUGUCAAAGGCUGAGUUCGAAAUGACUUGCGCAUCCGAGGAGUUCGAAGUUGCCGAUAGUCACAUCAGGGAAGCUCUACCUCCGAUCAUUGAGGCUAUCUUCACACUGAUUCCUCAUAUUCUAGCCUCUCACGUGACGAUCCAAAACAGACUUCUCGGGCUGUAUUACACUGUGCUUCACAACUAUUGCGAAGAUCACGACUUCCCUUCUCCUCCACCCCCAAUGGAGAGCGUAAUAUCAACCUGGGCAGCAUCUUUCGUACCCAUUCAAAAGGAGGUCGAGGCUAUCAGUUGCAUAGCGCAUGGCAAGAAUUGGAGGCAACCAGUAAGGGUAGGGGACGAUGGGCAGGGCAGAAAGUCAUCGACAUCGUCAGCGCCAUCACGCCAAGGCUUUACACGGACGCCUUCUGGCAUCAACGAAGGCACGACACCGACCCCUAGCACGAUGCGAAUACCCUCAAACAACGGAGGAAGCCGUCCAACUAUGGCCCGGGAUCCUUCUCCUCAGCCCAGCCCGCAGUCGAGUAGUACGAAUGUCUCGCGGUCUCAGCUCGGACUACCAACCGAUUUCACAACAGCCACGUCUCUUGGGCAGACCCAGGGCUCCCCCAACGUGUCGCCGUCCUACUCACGUUCCCAGUCUGAAUAUUUUGGUCACCAAUCGGGGCUCAUCCCGGGGCAGGGGAGUCUGGCAGCGAAGAAGAAACCGCCGCCGCCGCCGCCAGCCAAGCGCUUCAAAGCGCCCGAAGAGUUUGUCGUUGCGCAGUAUGACUUUGCUGGGGGGAAUGGGGAUCUGAGCUUCAACGAGGGAGACAUAAUCAAAAUCGUAAAAAAGACGGACACUGAUCAGGAUUGGUGGGUAGGAGAAAUAGGCGGCGUACGGGGCAGUUUUCCUGCCAACUAUUGUAAGGCUGCUUGA